AUUAGCCUCUGCGACCACAACCUCUCCUCGAGCUAGACCGCCAUGGCGGCCACCAUCACACGCUGGCAUCUUACUCUCUGCUACAACCUCGCCACAGUCGCCCUGCUCCUCGCGUUCCUCCACCCGCCGACCGCGGAGGCGCAGCCGCUGCCUUGGCAGCUGUGCAACGCCACCUCCGGCAACUACACGGAGGGGAGCACCUACCAGGCCAACGUGCGCGCGCUCGCCCGCACCCUCCCCGGCAACGCCUCCUCCUCCCCCGCGCUCUUCGCUACGGACGUCGCCGGCGCCGCGCCGGACAGGGUGUACGCCAUCGCGCUUUGCCGCGGUGACACCAACGCCUCCUCCUGCGCCAGCUGCGUCGCCAACGCCUUCCUGAACGCGCAGCAGCUCUGCGCGCUCAACAAGCGCGCCACCAUGUUCGACGACCCCUGCAUCCUCCGCUUCUCCGACCAGGACAUCCUCGCCAACGUCACCGACAACCGGGGGAUGUUCGUCGCCUGGAACUACAACAACGUCAGCGCGGCGAAGGCCGCGGCGUUCGACGCCGCCUCCGGCCGGCUCGUCAACGCCACCGCCGAGUACGCGGCGGCGGACCCCGUCAGGCGGUUCGGCACGGGGGAGAUGGGCUUCGACGACGCGACCUACCCCAGGAUCUUCUCGCUGGCGCAGUGCACGCCCGACAUGUCGGAGGCCGAUUGCCGGAGCUGCCUCGGCGACAUAAUCAGGAGGAUGACGCCCAAGUACUUCGCCGGAAAGCCGGGCGGCAGAGUCUUCGGCGUGCGGUGCAACUUCCGCUUUGAGUCGUAUUCGUUCUACUCUGGUAGGCCGCUGUUGCAGCUAUCGGGGCCGCCGCCGGCGCCGUCGCCGGCUAACGUGACGCCACCGGGAAACAGUGGAGGAAAGACAACACAUAGAACAGGACGGAUCUUGGCCAUUACUUUGCCUAUUGCUGGAGCAGUAUUAGCCCUGAUUGUCCUGACAUGCUUUUGUUUUUGGAGAAAGAGAACAACUGCAAGGAAGGCCUCAUCAGUGCCAUACUCAACUGAUCCAGAUGAUAUUAAAAGUAUCGACUCGCUACUUCUGGACCUAUCAACGAUACGGGCUGCAACAGAUAACUUUGCUGAAACAAAUAAGCUUGGAGAAGGAGGGUUCGGUGCGGUUUACAAGGGAGUUCUUCCUGAAGGUCGAGAAAUAGCAGUGAAAAGGCUCUCACAGCACUCCACACAAGGGAUAGAAGAGCUGAAAACUGAGCUAGUUUUAGUGGCCAAACUCCGGCACAAGAACCUUGUGAGCCUCGUCGGCGUUUGCUUGGAAGGAGAUGAGAAGCUGCUGGUGUACGAAUUCAUGCCAAAUAAGAGCCUCGACACCGUUCUCUUCGAUUCCGAGAGAAGCAAGGAUCUUGACUGGGUUAAGAGGCUCAAGAUCGUGAGCGGAGUCGCUCGAGGCUUGCAGUAUCUCCACGAAGACUCUCAGCUGAGGGUGGUUCAUCGGGACCUCAAAGCAAGCAACGUGCUGCUCGACUUGGACUACAACCCUAAGAUUUCAGACUUUGGGUUGGCGAAAUUGUUUGGUUGGGACCAAACGCAAGACGUCACCAGCCACAUUGCUGGAACAUAUGGAUACAUGGCGCCGGAAUACGCCAUGCGAGGGCAGUAUUCGGUCAAGUCGGACGCUUUCAGUUUUGGCGUUCUGAUCUUGGAGAUCGUCACGGGAAGGAGAAACAGCAGCUUCGCCAACUCGGAGCACUCGGUUGACAUCCUAAGUCUUGUCUGGGAGCACUGGACAAUGGGGACGAUCGAAGAGCUGCUGGAUCCGGCGGCGGGCGGUUGUUCAGCCAGCGAUCUUCUCAAGCUGAUCAACGUUGGGCUGCUGUGCGUCCAGGACAACCCUGCGGACAGGCCGGCGAUGUCGGCGGUGAACGUGAUGCUCAGCAGCAGCACGGUGUCCCUCCAGGCGCCGUCGAGGCCGACGUUCUGCAUCCAGGACAUGGACAGCGCCGACGUGGAUCUCUACUCGGGGUCGGGGUCGCGGGGCGCGUUUCAGUCCGCCGGCGACAGCAAGACGAAAACGGUAGCGUCGCCGAAUGAGGUGUCGCUCACGGAGCUGGAACCAAGAUGAGCGUCUAUCGGAGCGCUCGUGCCGUGGAUCGCAGCAUCUUUAUCAGUAACGAAAGCAUCAACUCAUGGGCUCUGCAAACUGCACUUUUAUCUAUACUAGAAAAAAUAUCCAUAAGUAAUGAAUAAGCGAUGGUGUUGAACUCACACAACGAUGGACGACGGAUGAUGAAAGCAUAGUAUAUAGAUAUAGAUAUACUUCUCUAAUUUCAGUAGUCCGUAAUUAAAGUAGUCUAUAAUUAAAAGAAGAGUAAGAAAAGGAGCAAGAUUUCUUGGUGAAAUUUCUUAUACCUUGCUGACUUUGCGGACCUUAAGGUAGGCUCUCUUAAGCACGAAGAUCGUAUUGGGCCGCCUCUUCCUGUCCACAGGCCGCGACACUACAAAUAACCCAUCCGCCACCCCGGCCUUCAUCCUUCCCCUUCCCCUUCUCCUCCUCCUCCGGUGGCGACAACUGU
Oryza brachyantha (malo sina) is the source of this 2572-nucleotide messenger RNA. RefSeq names its product cysteine-rich receptor-like protein kinase 10. Gene Ontology annotation, biological process: protein phosphorylation. Gene Ontology annotation, molecular function: protein kinase activity; ATP binding. The coding region runs from base 43 to 2121 and encodes 692 amino acids. The record is from RefSeq and is a predicted model, not a curated record. The transcript is spliced from 7 exons. NCBI's taxonomy places the organism in Eukaryota, Viridiplantae, Streptophyta, Magnoliopsida, Poales, Poaceae.